UAAAAUUAAUGAACAUUAUGAAAUACAAGAAAUAAAAUUUGAGAAGAAACUUUCUUCCAUCUCAUUUUCAUAAAAUCAUUAGAUAAAUAUUUUUUCCAUUGUUGACUCACUCCUUUCUUUCUAUCUACUAGAAUAUUAUUUAGUCACGUUCUGUCGAAGCAAAACUAAUUCUAAAAUCUCUUUUCUCGGAAUCGUUGCAUUUUCUUGAGUUUUGCAUCCAACCUUCGACAAUACAAUUCCGAUGUACCUGAAAUAGGAUCUCUUCAAAAGAAGUGAGAGAGAAAGAGAGAGAGGGAGAAAAAAAGUGAGAGAGAAGGAAAGGAAAAAAGAAGAAAAGAUUCAUUCCUAUGAAAAAUGUUUUUGUUCAUUCAACUGAAUUGUGAAUAAAAAUAAUAAUAUAUGUUUAGUGCUAGGUUAAAAAUCUUCUCAAGACAAUUUGACGCAUUUUAAACGUAUUGAACGUAGAAAAACGAGAAGAAUCCGAUCAUCGCUGUUCCGGGCUAUGGAAUAUCAGAUGCAUGCGAAAGCGGAUGUAAUUCAUUCCGAUUUCGACGCACGAUUUGUCAUUCGGUUGAAAUAGAAUUUGUGCAGUAUUACAAUGCAACUGCUAUCAUAGAAUUUUUAGAUUAGAUUAUUUUAGAAACUUCUUAGAUGAUUUUCUAAUAACUAAUGUCUUCUGGUGUUCUGUCUUUAAUAUAUUUGAUUUUUUAUUGCGCUAUUCGUGUUAACAGUACAGACAAGAAAUAGAUUCUCAUAUAACUUCUUUCUCUAUCUCUUUUAAUUACUAACUCUUAUCCAAUUUUUAUUUUUUUUAGAAAAUCUAAAUUUUUUCUUUAAAAUCAAAUUAAUCUUUAAUCUUGAUAUUAGGACACACGUAUAUUAUUUGAUUACCAUUAUUUAAAAACAUAUAUUCUGUUUAUUAAGCAAAUAUACAUCUUAAGCUUAGUUUUUAUCAGUAAUUCAUAGCAAAACUCGAAUAUAAGGCUUGGCCAAAAAUAGUAUUUUAUCAUUUCAAAAUAUUACUCUGCGUCUCAUAUGCAUGAAAAUGAAUUGUCGUUGACGACAUAAAUUUUCUCUAUAAAAAUUAUUUGAAAUAAACUCUAUUGUGUUAAAAUAAUAUAUUCAUCGAAUUAAAAACUGUAAAAGUUAUUAUUAUUAAAGAAGAAAGCCUAUUAUAUCACAUUAUAUUUGUAAUUAUAUGUAUAUCCACGUAAUAUCAAAAAUAAUUUUACAAUUACGUUUUUUUUAUCGAUAAAAUGUUCUAAAUAAAAUAUAAUUCCAUACAGAUCCUAAGCGAGUCCUUGAUGAUUUCCGCGGAACAGAAUGUCAAUGGAUAUUGGCAAAAAAUCAUAAUUAUAAUUAUCGAUAAUGAGUCAGUAAUUUCGCAAUAAAAUCAUGCAUUUUUACGUUUAUAAAUAAUUGUAUAUUACUUAACACUCUAUAAUAUUUGAUUAAUAAAUUAAAAAAUAAAAAAUAUUUUAUUAUAAUAAUGUCAAAAUAAAGUGCCAAGUGUCAAGUUACUAAGCUGUAUUGAAUUACUGGGAUGAGUAAAAUUUGCAGAGCGUAGAAAAUUGGCAGACUAAAGACGCAGAAUAAAUAAAUAAAAUACAAAACAAAAGUAAAAACGUUAUCCACUAACUAGAAGCAGCUUGAUUAAGGAGAUCUCUAGCAAAACAAAUUCGUUUAACUUUUAGCCGUAACGUCAUUUUGCACAGACACAUAAAUAAAUAUCGGUACAAGGUAAAACUUGUAGUCGUUGCGAUACAAGAAGCGCUUGAACAGUGCUGUGAUUUCAAUAACAGUUCUCUCAGUAUUAUUAUUAAUUUAAGCAAUUUAAUAACGAUAUGGCGUGUAAGGUAACAGAUACAUACAUACAUAACGAGGUACCUAAUCCAUUACAUUAAUAAAUAUAUAAAUUUUAUUACUAAAAUUCAUGUAUCUUUAGUUUUUGAAAAACAAUAAUAUACUCAGUGGAGAAGAAGAACUAAUUCAUGAUAUAAAUAUUGGGAACAUGAUUUUGAGCGCAUUUAAAUUCAGGCCGAAUUUCAUCGGUCAGGUAAUAAUAAAGCUUAUUUUAAUAAUAAAUUUAUAUCACUACGUACAACACACGCUGUAAGCAUUAUACACAAUGAAUAAUGAAAGAACAUAAAAGUAAAAGAAAAUAAAAGAAUAUCUCAUUUAAUAAGACGUAUAAUGUAUUAAUAUCUUUAAUAUGUUUAAUAAUGUGAUCGCUAUCUUAUAGAUAGAUGCAGAGACAGAUGAAAAAACUACAUACCAACAGAUGCUAGAGAACAGCGUGAAGUGUGCAUUAUGGUUAAAAAGGCAAAUACUCGGGAAAAAUAUCACGAUAUCAAUAAGUACAUCUCAGCAAAUGCUUAGCUACAUACCGCUUCUAGCGGGUUUAUAUGUCGGUGCUAUUAUCAAUCCGUGGGAUCCAAAAUACUUCGAAGACGACGUACGAGUAAUGUAUUUUUUAGUGGAAUAUAAACCAGAAGUAAUCUUUGUUGAUAGAAACGAUUACCUAAUACUCAUGCGAGCUAUAAAUCGCUUAAAUCUUACUUGUGAUACAAUAGCUGUUCCAAAAAUCGUAACUUUCGGCAAGGUUGAAGGUCACGAAGAAAUUUCUCUCGAAUCUAUAUUAAGUGCAACAAGUUAUCCAGGUAAAACGUAUAUUCGUUACUUCUCUUUCGUGUUUCCAUCAAAUCAGGAGGUACCCGAAAUGUCUCCUGAUGGCAUUGGUCUAUGGUAUGGGCCUUUAAGUUGGACUUAUCAUCUACUCUUGACCAUUCGUAGCAUAGUUUCGUAUGUCACAGUGAUCAAGUGCUCGAAAUUCUACGAUGAAAAUAUGUACAAUGCAAUAGAGAAGUACAAGGUGAAAUGGGUGUUUCUUCAAAGCGCAAUGUGCAGCCAAUUGUUUAAAACUGACAUCCGUAUGUAUGAUGUCUCUUCUUUGAAGCAACUAAUAUUCGGCGAUUCAGCCAUCAAUCACGUUAUCUACGAACAACUCAUCAAGCACUUUACUAACGCUUCUAUCGUUCAAGUAUAUAGCUUAUCAAAAGUAGGCAUAAUUGCUGCUUAUCAACGAAACAGUAAAUCGAUCGGAUCGAGCGGUCACGUGGCUAAAAAUGUUAAUUUAAUGAUUCUUAAUGAAGAAAGAACGAAGGCCAAUCUGAGUUCAGAUACACUAGGCGAAAUCUGGUUCAAACUCACGUGCAAGUGGUGCAAUACUAAGACGUGCAAAUUGCCAAAUUGUAUUCAAAGAAAAAAAAAUAAAAACAAAAACAUAACGCUGUCAUCAGCUGCUAUUACUUCUACAUGGCACUGCACCGAAGAUUAUGGCUUCUAUAAAAAAACUGGCGAAAUCUUCAUCAUCGAUAAAAUAAAGAACCUUAUUAAAUACAAACUAUAUUGUAUUCCACCUACAAUAAUCGAGAAUGUGUUACAAAAUCAUCCGGCUGUGUUGGAAGUCGUUGUAAAAUCCGUACCACAUAGAGAAUAUGGCGAAAUUCCGAUGGCUUAUAUUAGGCUAAAAUACGAAUAUCAGGUGACAAAAGACGAACUAAUAAAAUAUGUACAAAGAAAUGUGACCGACGUGUUUAAGCACGGAGAUCUGUGCUUUACGAAAGAAAUGCCAUAUCUCCCUAAUGGAAAAAUUGAUCGAUCGCUAGUUGGCUAUAUUAAGAAAGAGUCAUACAAAUAUUAAUUUUUUUUUAAGUCUAGGAAAGAAGAGUGAUUUAUAAUUUUUGUGUUAAAUCCAAAUUUUAAAAUAUUUUAUAAUGUAAAUAUAAUAACUAUUAAGAUAUCUUUCGUAUAAAUAAGUUGAAAGUGAUAAUCAUACUUUAAUUCAAAAUUUAAUUGUUAUAUAAAUAUUUAUUGAUGUAUACUAUAUAUAAUAUUAACAAUGUAAGAAAUAAAAAAUGAAAAAAUAUAAAACAAAGAAAUAAUUUAUAUAAAGAAUUCAUUUUGUAUAGAAAGAUUGUAUCAUAAAUUUUGUCUUGUAUAAACUUGCUCCAUUAAAUCAAAUUGCAUUAAAUCAAA
This is a messenger RNA of Monomorium pharaonis (pharaoh ant), 4038 nucleotides long. Its product is annotated as 4-coumarate--CoA ligase-like 9. The transcript is spliced from 7 exons. NCBI's taxonomy places the organism in Eukaryota, Metazoa, Arthropoda, Insecta, Hymenoptera, Formicidae. Gene Ontology annotation, biological process: long-chain fatty acid metabolic process; fatty-acyl-CoA biosynthetic process. Bases 2282 to 3703 code for a protein of 473 amino acids. The record is from RefSeq and is a predicted model, not a curated record. Gene Ontology annotation, molecular function: long-chain fatty acid-CoA ligase activity.